UUCUACCCAGGGCACGUUGUGUAGACGAACUGCAGAGAAAUAAAUGAAUCACAGUCAUGAAGAAACUAUGAAGAAAAUCAGUGUGGUGAACCUUGAUAAACUUUUAGACAACUUCUCAGAGAUAGAAAAGAAAAUAUCAGAAAUUAAUGAGGCAAAUAACCUACUGGUUCUUCAGCUGGAAAAAUGUAACAGGUUGUUAUCAUUAAGCCAAUCAAAGGAGGAAUCAGUAAAAGAAGAAUGUACUACUCUACAGAAUGUGAUAAAGGGUCUAACACAAACCAUUGAAAACCAGUGUAACGUGAAAGAUGAAAAUGGUAGACUGAAGGGUACCAUUCACAUCUUGGAAGAGAAAUUAAAGGCUUGUGAACAGGAAUAUAAAGGUCAGAUUGAGAAACUUAUGAUAGAAAUUAAAAACAAAGAGGAAGACCACAAAUUAGAAAUAACACAGCUGAAUUGCGAUAUAAGAAAAAAAUUUGAAGUAAAAGAAGUGGAGUAUAAAGAACAGAGAGAGAAAAAAGAACUGGAAAUAUUGGAGCUAACUAGACAGCUGAAAAUUCAAAAUGAAGAGAAACAGAAUGAAAUAAUUAAACUGCAGAUAGAGUUCAAUGCUAAAUUAGCAAGAGUUCAGAAUAAAACAACAAAAGCAUUUUCAGAUGCUUCUGUCUUGCCACAAAGUAUUUAUCGAAGGAAGCUGCAGCAUCUCCAGGAGGAGAAAAACAAGGAAAUUGAAAUACUCCGAAACACCAUAAGAGAAUUAGAGCAACGUCUUAAUAAAGGCCAAGACCUGCACUUCAAACAGAGGCGAUUUUGAGUAAACGACAUGAAGUAUUUCAGUAGUACGUAAAAUGAGAAAUAGAAAGAGGAUCUUUCGAUCUGUGCACCUGAAAGUAAAAAACAAGAUAUGAAGAAAUACAGAAUAUUUUUUUAUUGAAAACGCUCUUGCCAAAUAUUCCAAAGGCAUGCAUUCUGUAUAUAUUCAGGGCUACUUUCUUGCUAAUCAGCAUUCACGAUAAAAAGAUUCAGGUUUCAUAGGAGUAAUAAUUUCCCUAUUAAACCAUCAUUAAUUAUAGUGUACACUUUCAAAGCAGUUUUCCUUUCUUGAAUAUUCUCUUCUUCAUCCAGGAAUCCUUCGAACAACUAUUUUUACUUCAACUCGGUUAAUCAAAGGUUAGGAAUGCUAAGCUACAGACAGAGAAGUUAUACAAGUUUCAGUGGUGUAUUACCUUACUAAUCAAUACAGAUUUAUCAAAUUCAGCACUGUUAUAAGCAAAGAUAAACAUUAAACCAAGAUUAAAUUUGUUCUGCCCCUCCCUCCUUUUAAUACUGAUUCUGCAUGAAAAUUUGUUAACAUGCUUCUCACUUUAGGCACGAUCUUACUGAUUUAGUAGGAUUUUACAAGGUGUAGUAGUAUUAAUGGACUCUCAUACCGUAUCUAAGGCACAAAAGUUAAGCAUAUAAAUCUGUUACUUUAAAAUAAUGCAAUUACUGCUUGUAUCUUACAUUUGAGAUAAAAAGUUACUUUGGCACAUUGCUUAGGAAUAAGCUUUUCUUGUACAUAAUUUGUAUCCCUAGGUUGGGGGGGGGGGCGGAACCCCACCUUUUGAAUAUAU
This is a messenger RNA of Gymnogyps californianus (California condor), 1610 nucleotides long. It is a transcript of the gene CCDC152, whose product is annotated as coiled-coil domain containing 152. The transcript has 9 exons. NCBI's taxonomy places the organism in Eukaryota, Metazoa, Chordata, Aves, Accipitriformes, Cathartidae. The coding region runs from base 44 to 811 and encodes 255 amino acids. The record is from RefSeq and is a predicted model, not a curated record.